AUGGCAUCACCAUCGCAUAGAUAUUUUGCCAUCUUAGCUCUUUUCGCAGUUUCCCUUAAGUUUUGUUAUAGCCAAAAUGUCACAAUAGAUGACAAUGGCUGGGGCUACGCAGGUGUUACUUGGUACGGUGAAGCUGGCGGCGCCGGUAGCACCGGAGGAGCUUGUGGAUAUGGUUUGGCAGUUGCCAAUCCACCGUUGUAUGCGAUGGUUUCAGCUGGAGGUCCUUCACUGUUCAACAAUGGAAAAGGAUGUGGAACAUGUUACCAGGUUGUGUGCUUGGAGAAUCCAGCGUGUUCGAGGAGACCAAUAAGGGUGACGAUAACCGACGAGUGUCCAGGUGGUCCUUGCGCCUCCGAACCAGCCCACUUUGACCUUAGUGGCAAAGCCAUUGGGGCCUUAGCCAAACUUGGCCAAGCCGAUCAACUUCGAGCUGCUGGUGUUCUACGUAUUGUUUACAGACGUGUUCCGUGUACAUAUAGAGAUAGUUCAUAUAGUUGGUCUACUAUAGCUCUCCAUGUUGACGCCGGAGCAAAUCCAUACUACAUUGCAUUUGUUGUGGAAUACGAAGACGGCGACGGAGAUUUGGCCUCCGUUGAGAUCCAACCGGCCGGUGGAAAUUUUAUUCCCAUGCAGGAAAUGAGGUCCGCCGUGUGGAAGGUAAACUCCGGGAGUCCACUGACAGGUCCGUUCAACGUUAGACUUACUUCCGGAGAGUCUCGCAAAGUAGUCGUUGCUCAGGCUGUUAUCCCGGUGAAUUGGAGGGCCGAUGCGACUUACCGAUCGAUCGUUAACUUUUAA
Molecule: messenger RNA, 798 nt
Organism: Raphanus sativus (radish)
Lineage: Eukaryota; Viridiplantae; Streptophyta; Magnoliopsida; Brassicales; Brassicaceae
Product: expansin-B4-like
Exons: 4
Coding region: 1-798 (265 amino acids)
Biological process (GO): sexual reproduction
Cellular component (GO): extracellular region
Source: RefSeq, a predicted model, not a curated record